AGAGUCUGUCCUCACCCGGCACUGACUUCCAUAAGGUUGGAUUUAAAGGCAUAAAUAAACGGUGUUACUUCGUGUGUCUCGCAGUCCUACACCACCCAGCCGGUGAAAACAUCUGCCGUGACUGCCAGGGACUUAUUUCCACUUAUUGGACACGGGGAAUCAACAGUUUGGACAAUGUCACCUAUUACAUUCUUGUGGCGGAAAAUUAUCGCUGUCGCAAUGGUAGACAGUCGACAAACUGUGUGCGUUCUCCUAUGUUGCAUCUGCUGUUUUAACACCGUGUUCGCUAGCUACAGCAGAGUGUGUACCGGAGACGAACCGGCAAAAGGAAUGUGCGGCAAAUCUUUAUCAACAUUACUGGACACAGUGUGCAAAAUGUAUGGAGGAUUUCAAGGACCAAGUAAAAGGUCCAUCAGAGACACAAAACCUGUAGCAAUAGGCGUCUUGGAAGAAUUAAGGGAAAGUCUAUUUCAACCUAAAGAACGUGCUUUGUCCUACUUUGGCUUGCGAAAAAGACGCACAGGUAGAACUGGCACUUUAACGUGUGAAUGUUGUUACCACUCUUGCGCCAUGACAGAAUUGACCCAAUACUGUGCAAGUGCCUCUAGGAAAAGGAGUUUAAAUCAACUUACUGAUCUAUACCAUCUAUACUUCGGAGCAAAUAAAGACGAUGGCAGUGCCCUCCAAGACCUUGGCUUUCAGCCUGCGCUUUAAGAACAGCAGUAGCCUAGCAUAAGUAGCUCGUAUAUUUUCUUAUUUUUGGACAGUUUUCUCAUGAUCUUAUUUGUCUUACGGCAUUGUUCAUACAUGCUUCAAUUUGUAAAACACGCAUAGUGCACGGUCUGCCCCCUCUUCGAUUACCAUCAAAAGUGGAGGUUUGUGAUCCAGGUGACUUUCAUACACUAUAAUGCGGACAUAGGUGUCCCGCCACGCACAAUCCCAUUUAAAAAGUGUGUCCAGUGCCAAAACAUGGUUAUUUAAAGAGAAUUCCUACUGACUUUUAAAACUUCCAUUAGAGAGGCAAUGUUUCUAUGAAAGCAUUUGCUUUGACACCUUUGAACAAAGCACGCACCCAGUAUUCCCACAUCAACAAUGCAAUGCUGGGCCCUAAUAGUGUCACAAGGUAUCUGCGGAGAUAGCUUAGACUCCCUUUAUCCCUAUGGUUGCAAUAUGAUCACUGGAAAAUGAAAAUGUCUCACAUUUCCAUCAAUUAACGACAGGGACCAAGACAGUUUGCAUAUCUAUCCUUCCUCAGAUUGAUUGACGUCAGACCAUGUAUUCUGCACAUUAUCCAGGUCCGUAGGCUGCGGAGGGGAUUUUUUUUUUUUUUUUUUUUUUUUUUUUUUGGGGGGGGGGCAAAUAGUGAUAGCUUUUGCCUUUCUUUUCUCCUAGGCCAUCAUAAGUAUUUUUGUUUUCUCUAGUUAACGCCUAGAUAAAAGGCUUAGAUGCAUUAUUGGCUUUCAACAACUGCCGCAAGCAUUUUCUCAGCCUACGGUCCUGAUUUCAUGUUUCAAUUUUGAUACUGUAGAAAAUGAAAAAAUUCCUUCGUGCUGUCAAUAUUUCAUUUAAUUGGAAAAAAAACUAAAUUGUUCUCGAUGUAGGAAAACAGAGCUGCAACAUCAUUAGUUCUUUCACAAUGUCCAUGUUUUGCACUUUGCAAUAAAAUUAACUUGGUUUCUAAAUUAUAUAGGGCGCUGGUAAAAAAAAUAAACAUGUCGUACCACUCCCUAAACUAUGUGGUGGCUGCACUCUAA
Messenger RNA from Lingula anatina, 1754 nucleotides. Its product is annotated as con-Ins Im2. Gene Ontology annotation, molecular function: hormone activity. Gene Ontology annotation, cellular component: extracellular region. Lineage: Eukaryota; Metazoa; Brachiopoda; Lingulata; Lingulida; Lingulidae. The record is from RefSeq and is a predicted model, not a curated record.